AUGUCCUUUCAUGGUGGGAGUCUUUUGGAGCGUUCCAAAAACUAUGGAUCAGUUACAGUCCAGUCAACAAGAGGGAAAACUAGAGCCGAUAAAGAUAGAGAAGUUGCAGAGUUUUUGAAUAGACAUGAUGUUCAUAGAGAUGCAAAAACUGCAGGUACAAAAUGGGAUAACAUGCUUGGGGAGUUUAGGAAGGUUUAUGAAUGGGAAAGAGGUGAUAAGAGAGAACAGAUGGGGAAGAGUUAUUUUAGACUCUCACCUUAUGAGAGAAAGGCACAUAGAUUACCUGCUUCGUUUGAUGAAGAAGUUUUUGAAGAGUUAUCUCAAUUUAUGGGUCCUAAAAUGAGAACUCAAAGCAGAGGACCUUCACUCAUUGGUUCUGGUGAUGAUAGCAGUAGAGGAACUUCUCUUGCUGCUGCAAGAGCUCUCCCUCCACCCCCUCCUUUCAAAGAGGAUGAUCUCUCACUCUCAGGAAGGACAAGACAACUGGUUUUGACAAGUGGAGGUGAAGCUUACUUUCAUGGUACAAGAGGGAGUUUACUAGGGUUUGAUACUGCCGUGGAUGCUGCGGCAGGCUCUUCUUCAUCUACAAAGGAGCUACGUAGAAUUGGUAAAGUAAGAAUGACAUGGGAAGAAUCGGUGAGCUUGUGGGGUGAAGAGGGAGAGCAUCAUAGAGGGAGAGUUAGGCUUCAAGGAUCAAGCUUUUUGAACGCAGAUGAACUUACUUUCUUUGAUGAUUCGAUGGUCGCUUGCACCAUGGAAGCAUUUGAAGAUGGUGCUCUUAAAGGUUUUUCUGUUGACAAAUUUGUUUCUGGACAACAAAUUAAAGUCUUUGGCAGAAGGAAGCCUUCUCCUUCAGCUUCUGUUACUCCUUCUGGUACCUUUAUUUUUGUUUUUGAAAGAGUUCAGCUUCCAUUAACUGAACCUUCAAUAAGAUGUAAGUCCAUACCCCCAUGGGAAUUUCAAGAUCCAACAGAAUACUACGUGGGGUGUCUUAGAGUUCCACCAACAACACUUCCAAGUUUGUUUGAGCUUUCAUGGUACUUGCAAGAGCCACCUCCUGAAGAACUAAGAUUCCCACUUCGAAGAGAUGUGUACAGGGACUUACCACAAGGCAAAGAACUCUUCUUCACAAUAUCCAACGAUCCCUUAGAUUGUAGAGGUAUUACUUAUGAUAUUUUAAGCUCAAUUAUCAGAACUAACCCUAGUAUAAGUGGAGCUACUACCUCGAGUAGAGACUCUUUCAUUGGCGUUUGGGAUGAUUGCAUCAAUAGGAUCGUGUCCAAGUUUUGUUCUGUUGAGGUUGUUAUUGUUAGAAAACAACCCUCUUCACCAAUGGUCGAUACAUUGCAAGAUGAGUGGCCAAAUGUGACUGGAUUUGUUAGAAACUUUUGUUUGUGGAGAGGAGAAGAGACCGACCAAUUAAGGGAAGGUCAAGUCGAUCCCUCAUCAUCUAUAAUAGAGAAGCUUUUGUGGACUUACUUGGACCUCCCCUACAUUCUAGGCUACUACGCAGUUGGCUACUUGGUGACAUUUUGUGCAUUAUGUAGAUCACAGGAUCGUAUUAUUCGUACUGAUCUCUACUCUUUAGACCUUUCUUCACCAGUUGAGAGGCUGAAAGCUCUAGUCCCAUGUUAUAGAGUUGCUGGAUUAUUGCCAUUACUAGCUGAUCGUUGCUUCAACAACUUCAACAAUGGUGGUACUUACAAGCAAUUAACUUUCAGUGAUUUUGAAAGAGUAGAUAUGGGUAAUGGAAACAUCAUGGAAAUGACGCCAAAUACAGUUACAAGAUUGUUCUCUAGCAGAAGAAAAUGGGCAGCGGUCAAAGAAAUAUACGACUGUUUGGACCAUAGAAUCCCACAUGCAGAAUUCAUCUACAGAUCAUCAGAAAAAGAUUUAGCUUUGGUUUUCAAGCCAAGAGGGGUUAAGUUCAAGCCAAACAAUUGCGAACAACUUGUUGAGGCACUGAAAUACGUGACCCAAGCUUUGGUAGCAUUACACGACUUAUCUUUCAUGCAUAGAGACCUGAGUUGGGACAAGGUGAUGCGAAGAAGCGACAGUGAAAACGAAUGGUUCGUUUGUGGCUUCGAUAAUGCUGUAGGGGCACCACAGCUAAACCCGGUACAUGGUAUCGGGGAGGCGCGUGGUAGACACGCUCCAGAGAUGGGAAGAGGGAUGCAUGGUGUGAAAGUGGAUGUGUGGGGUGUUGGUCACUUGGUGAGGACUUGCGGGUUAGGUCCAAAUGGGGUGCCCAAAAUGCUUAGAGAGUUGCAAAAUAGGUGCUUAGACCAGAACCCAGAGCAGAGGCCUACUGCCGCCGACUGUUAUCACCACUUGCUGCAGGUGCAGUCGUCUUUGCAGCCAUCUUCAUCUGGAGUUCCAUAUUGA
This is a messenger RNA of Populus nigra (black poplar), 2385 nucleotides long. Its product is annotated as crinkler effector protein 8. The record is from RefSeq and is a predicted model, not a curated record. Lineage: Eukaryota; Viridiplantae; Streptophyta; Magnoliopsida; Malpighiales; Salicaceae. Bases 1 to 2385 code for a protein of 794 amino acids. The transcript is spliced from 5 exons.